CGUUUGUCGCCCGCCUUUCCCGCUUUCGGACCCGUCUUCGAAGCUGUUCUCCUCUUCUUCGAUCGUCUUCUGCCUAAUCUUUCACCCGAUCUCCUCCUCUUGUAAUCAUUCUACGUAGAUUUCCACUUGCUCUUCUCUUCUUUAGAUCCACAGUCAUUGCAAUUCCUCUUUAGGUCCAUGGUCAUUGCAAUUCCACCGCUCGACCUCGCCGAUUUUUUCCCCAUUUUUUCGGGGUUUUUGUCCUUGUUUUCUUGAGAUCUUGGUCCAAAUGCCCUAAAGGGUACCCUUUUGAUGCUAUCUCGAGGCUUCGUUUGCAGGCUUCUCCUUUGAAUAAUGACAAUAAUCAAAUUUUGAAGGGCCAUUAUUUGGAACAGAGUUUAUUCUUGCAUGUCCUUUGCUACAAUGGAAAGUGGAAAUAAAGAUGAGAAGAAUUUGGCUAGUGCAUUGGUUUCAGAUAAUUCCUCAGACGACGCCCUUGAUCCUCUAGGUAAAGGUGAUGGGGGAUUGUCAAGUGAAGUAAAAUCUUUAAAUGCUAAUGAGGAAUCUCCAAAGGCUCACCAAGAAAGGUAUGGUGAAGGCUCCAAACAGCAAGUGCAUGAAACUGAAAAUCAAGCUGAAGUCUCGAGACAGCAGGUGCAUGUAGGUGAAGAACAAGAUGGAGUAUGGAAACAGCAGGUGCUUGAAAGUGAAAAUCAAGGUGAAGUUUCGAAACAGCAGGUGCAUGAAAGUGAAAAUCAAGUUGAAGACUUGAAGCUGCAGGUGCAUGAAAGUGAAAAUCAAUCUGAAGGCUUGAAAUUGGAAGUGCAUGAAAAUAGGAAUUUGGAGUCUGAGGAUUCAAAAGAACCAAACCAAAGCACAGAGGAAGUUCUUGCUGAGGAAAAGGAAGCAGAUCCUGUUUUCGAUGGAACAGAGGCUCCUGAACUGGAAGCAACCAGGAGUCCAUUGGGUCAGCCUUUGGAACUUGAUUCCGAAGAACAGGGACGUGCCUGGCCUGAAAAAGCUGUUGCACUGAAAAACUUUGUUAAGGAGAAGGGAGUAGUUGCAGUUUCAACUGUUCUUCGCCGUCUUUCUGGCAGAAAGGAUGAAGAUGGGCUUCCUGAUGGGGAUGAGAAGAAGGGCAAUGGUGAGGAAGAGCAUUCUAGCUCAGAUCCCAAACUAAAAGAGGUCUCACAGAAGGCUGGGGAACAAUCUACAUGGAAUCCUCUAAACUAUAUCAAGAUUGGACGUGAAUCAGAUAUUCAAAGUAAGCCUGAACAGGUAGAGAAUGUCCAAGUUGAAAGCUCAGUUGAAGAACAGGUUGUGAAGGGAAGAAUUAUAGUAUACACAAGGUUGGGAUGUCAGGAUUGCAAAAUGGUGAGGUUAUUCAUGCAUCAGAAGAGGCUCAAAUAUGUUGAAAUCAAUAUUGAUAUCUUCCCUAGCAGGAAGAUGGAGCUGGAGAAAAAUGUGGGAUCUUCAGCUGUUCCUCGGGUGUUCUUUAAUGAUUUUCUCAUUGGGGGGCUGAGUGAAUUGAGGGCCAUGGAUGAGUCUGGGAAGCUUGAUGAGAAGAUUAAUAAUCUUUUCGCUGAAGAACCCUCACCUGCCGCUCCUUUGCCACCAUUGCCCGGUGAAGAUGAUGAGUCUGGUAGUGGGAAGAUUGAUGAGUUGGCCCCUAUAGCUAGAAAGAUGAGAGAAUCAAUUAUUCCUAGGGAUAGAUUCUAUAAGAUGCGAAGGUUUAGCGAUUGCUUUCUUGGAUCUGAGGCUGUGGAUUUCUUGUCAGAGGAUCAGUACUUGGAGAGAGAAGAGGCAGUGGAAUUUGCAAGAAAGCUUGUCAAGCUAAACUUUUUCCGGCAUGUUAUGGAUGAGAAUAUAUUUGAAGAUGGAAACCAUUUGUACCGAUUCUUGGAGCAUGAUCCCGUAGUCAUCACUCAAUGCUACAACAUCCCUAGGGGUACAAUUGAUGUAAAACCUAAGCCUCUUACUGAAAUAGCGUCAAGGUUAAGGUUUCUGUCAUAUGCAAUUUUUGAAGCAUAUGUAUCUGAAGAUGGCCAACAUGUUGACUACGGAAGCCUUUAUGGUUCUGAAGAGUUCAAAAGGUACUUAAGGAUAAUAGAGGAACUUCAAAGAGUGGAGUUGGAUGGCUUAUCACGGGAAGAAAAGCUUGCUUUCUUCAUAAACCUUUAUAACAUGAUGGCCAUUCAUGCAAUAUUGACAUGGGGUUAUCCUACUGGAGCUUUGGAGAGGAGAAAGUUUCUUGGUGAUUUUAAGUAUGUUGUUGGUGGAUGCACCUAUUCGCUGUCAGCUAUCUACAAUGGAAUCUUACGGGGAAAUCAACGGCCGCCAUACAAUCUCAUCAAGCCAUUUGGUCCAAGAGACAAACGCUUUAAGGUGGCUCUCCCAUAUCCAGAACCACUGGUUCACUUUGCCCUGGUAUGUGGCACUAGAUCUGGGCCUGCACUUAGGUGCUACUCGCCAGGAAAUAUUGACAAAGAACUGAUGGAGGCUGCACGUGGUUUUCUGAGGAAUGGAGGGUUAAUUAUCGAUGCUGAAGCAAAGAUUGCUUCUGUAAGCAAGAUCUUGCAGUGGUAUAAAGGGGAUUUUGGGAAGAAUGAGGUAGAAGUAUUGAAGCAUGCAGCAAACUACCUGGAGCCAGCAAAGUCAGAGGAGCUGUUAGAGUUGCUGGCAAACUCUCAGUUGAAGGUGACAUAUCAGCCUUAUGACUGGGGUCUAAACUGUUAGUUAUACACUAAAAUUAUGUAAUUAUAUGCACCAGACAUUGUUGAACUUGCACAAUGGGGGGUCGUAGAAACUGGCCCCCAUCUGAGUCCAAGAUUAUAUCUAAAAGCUGUGAUUGAACUAAAUUUUGGUUCCAUAAUUUUAUAUUGGACAAGGGUUACUGUUAAUGUCCGAGCCUGGACAAAUUAAGCCGAAGUAGUAAGUCUUGGUGGCAUUGGUUCCCAGGUCAGGCUAGCUUCAUUCUCCAGCCAUCUGACGCUGCCUUGACCUUGUCAAAUCCUCCAAAUUUGAACUGCUGAAAAAUGUUGUUCGCAUAAAUAAUUCAGAAGGACAAUUAAAUCCACAUCGAGCAUCCUAUGGCAUAUUAAUAUAAGCAUAUUUUGACCAUUCCAAACUAAGUUUCCUUGGCGGCCAAUCCACCUUCCAAAGUUUCAGCUCUUAUAAAUCCUUGUCUUCAUGGAUUCAACACGACAACAGAGUCUUGCCAGGUAAAAGGAGGAAGAAAAGAAGGGGAAGUCUCUGAAAUCUCCAUAUUAAUUCUUGCUGGUUAUGGCUCCCAUGGGUGUCGAUGUAGCUGAAAUAUGUGUCCUCAAGAAGCUGCAUAAAGAGAAGAUAAAAAAAAGAAGAGAAGGAGACAGCGGUUCCAAGGAGAAGAAAUCUAGGUGGGGUAUACUUCGAAUGGUUAAGCAAGUUCAUCCAAGUACUGCACCAAAAGUGAAAAAUGACAAGUUGGGUAGUUAAUGCGUGCCCCACCUUGACUAAGGAGUGGUUGCUUAAAGGAAGGUGGUGUAAUUCGCUUGUAUGAAAUGUUUGUUUAUAAGAUUCUACAUGGUAGUUAAUCAUCAGUCACAUUCUUUUUGUUAUCUAUGAGUAAAUCUAUUCGUUCGAA
This is a messenger RNA of Elaeis guineensis (African oil palm), 3601 nucleotides long. RefSeq lists its product as uncharacterized. Gene Ontology annotation, biological process: intracellular signal transduction. Lineage: Eukaryota; Viridiplantae; Streptophyta; Magnoliopsida; Arecales; Arecaceae. The record is from RefSeq and is a predicted model, not a curated record.